This is a messenger RNA of Marasmius oreades (fairy-ring Marasmius), 1587 nucleotides long. RefSeq lists its product as uncharacterized. Gene Ontology annotation, cellular component: proteasome regulatory particle; proteasome complex. The record is from RefSeq and is a predicted model, not a curated record. The transcript has 5 exons. Gene Ontology annotation, biological process: proteasome-mediated ubiquitin-dependent protein catabolic process. Gene Ontology annotation, molecular function: protein binding; metallopeptidase activity. NCBI's taxonomy places the organism in Eukaryota, Fungi, Basidiomycota, Agaricomycetes, Agaricales, Marasmiaceae. The coding region runs from base 69 to 1079 and encodes 336 amino acids.
AUAGUUUCAAACAAACGCGCGUCCUACGAGAACGCGUUCAGACGUCGUUCAGAAUAAUUUCCCUCGCGAUGGUGGCCACAACAACAGAACAACUUACAGCGUUAGCCAGCACAACCGUCAUCGUCCAUCCCCUCGUUUUGCUCUCGGUUGCAGACCACCAUGCUCGUGCUGGGUCGAGGAACUCGAACAAAAGAGUAAUCGGGGUGCUUCUUGGUCAGGAUAAUGGCAAGACCAUCAAUGUUGCCAAUUCGUUUGGAAUACCGUUCGAGGAAGACGAGAAAGAUUCGAAGACAUGGUUCCUCGAUCACAAUUAUAUAGAAGGGAUGUACGAAAUGUUCAAGAAGGUCAACGCGAAGGAAAGGAUGAUUGGGUGGUAUCAUACUGGGCCCAAACUUCGAGCAUCAGAUCAGGAGAUUAACGAUUUGUUCAAGAGAUAUAUUGCUCGACCGGUCAUGGUUAUCGUAGAUGUACGGCCGGAAACAGUGGGUAUACCAACCGACGCCUACUUCGCUGUUGAGGAGAUCAAGGACGACGGUACAGAAACUCGCAAAACCUUCCUGCACUGCCCCUCGGCUAUCGAAGCGGAAGAAGCAGAAGAAAUCGGUGUCGAGCACCUUCUACGAGAUAUAAAAGACUCCACUACCACCACCCUCGCAACCCGUGUCACCGAACAACUCUCCUCACUACGCGGCCUACAAUCUCGAUUGAGUGAUAUACAAAAAUAUCUUGCAGAAGUCGCAGCUGGGUCUACGCUCGUCAGCCAUCAAAUAGUGUACCACCUUCAAGACGCAUUAAACCUUCUACCCGACCUUUCAGACCACGAGACGAAGCAGGGGUUCGUGACAAGUACGAACGAUGAGCUGUUGGUGGUUUAUUUGAGUAGUCUGUUAAGGGCGGUCAUUGCGCUGCAUGGACUGGUUGAUAACAAAGCAUCUAUCGGGAGAGCAGAAUUAGGGGGGGAUGACAAGGAAAAGGAGGAUAAGUCAACCAAGGCCGAGGCGAAGAAGGGUGACGCAAAGUCAGAGGGAAAGGACAAGGAAGAAAAGGAGAAAAAGGAGAAUGAUUCGAAGGGGCUCUAGCACGAUAGUAGUAGAGUAGCGAUCUUUAUUUUGCCAUCCACACUUGUUGACAGACAACUGGCGUGCAGUUGAGUACUCCCAUCGCUCAGAAGGUUUAAGUCAGUCAGUAGCUUUUCGCUAGCUGGAGUUCAAUGGAUUUAUUGCGUAUUCAUGACAGAGUUUACAAGCAGUAAAAAGAUCCUGAGCAUAUGCGUCGGGUCCGGAGUAAAAACUGAGAAUGGUCCAGUCAAAUAUUAAUAUUGCGUAUUAGGUCACUCUGACGGUAUGCUUGUCGAGUAGUGUUACUUGCGUUCGAGGGCUUCGAGUGUUUUGAAGGAUCUAUGCAGGUCGCGGUGCUUCAACUGCACGCGGGGAGGAAGCUAUUCGUCUGGUCUUGAGGUCUUCUUUAUAUCCGCAGACUGUUCCAAUGUACGGUUACCUGGUUCAAGAUUACUAGUGUAAAAAAUGGGCAUUGUCCAAGUCAACGGCAAUAAAAACAAAGGAAAGGGAACAAGGCAGGCAGACGCGG